AUGCGGGGAUCUGAGGCAUCGGGGCCUGGUGCUAUCUUUGGUGCUCCCUCGACUCUCACCACCUCCCUGAUAAGGAACCCGACGUCGUUUCCAUCCAGCUCGGCUCCUCUCCCGUCGACGGACCCAGAUGUGGUCGCUCAAAAUGUCGAACAUGUCCUGUUGUCAUUAACGUCGCAGAGUGAUGGCGGCCUGGUUGGCGUCAGUGGCAAUUCCGGUUCGACCGGCAAGGGUAUCUUGAUCGGCGUCCUGUCUGCUUUUGGCUCUGCGGCUGUUGCUGUCCUCGUUCUCGCUGUCUUUUUCUUCUUCAAGUACACCCGACGUGGCCGGAUUUUCCUUGAUCGUAUUGGGCGACCGGGUGAGUUUGAUGAUGAGCAGGCGUUUGCGCGCGAGGAGGCGGAGGCCUUGGAGGUCAUGGAUGACAUGUCGCGAUCGGAAUACAUGAGAGCGAAGUCGUUCGUGCAGGCCAAUCCGCCCGAGUCGAUGCAGACCGACAUUUCGUUAUCUCAGUUCCUUGCGAUACAGGAGAAGGGCGUGUCGGCAUGGGAGUUUCAACCAGAGUUGGAAAUUGCCAAUUGUUUUGUCGAAGGCCGAACGGAAAUCGAGUUCUAUGAUUCGGAAUGUAGUGUGCAGACCAACUUGCCUGUUCCGAAGCAGAAUGAUGUCUAUUACUGGGAAGCGAAGAUCUACGAGAAGCCAGAAAGCACUCUCGUCAGCAUCGGCAUGACCACAAAACCAUAUCCGUUAUUCCGACUCCCAGGCUUCCACAAAACUUCUGUUGCCUACUUAUCGACAGGUCACCGCCGAUAUAACCAGCCAUUCUCGGCGACGCCCUACGGUCCUCCUUUAGCACAAGGCGAUGUGCUUGGCGUAGGGUACCGACCACGGUCCGGCACAAUAUUCUUCACUCGCAACGGCAAGAAAUUAGAGGAUGUGGUCCAUGGGGCUAAGACGCAGAAUUUCUUCCCUACUGUCGGUGCCAAUGGUCCUUGCACCGUGCAUGUGAACUUUGGCCAGAUGGGAUUUGUUUUCAUCGAAGCCAACGUCAAAAAGUGGGGUCUGGCUCCCAUGACAGGCAGCCUGGCUCCUCCGCCGCCAUAUGGAAGCGAGCAGGGCAGCAUCCUUCUUGAGUCCGGUCGCGAGAGCGCUGCUCAGAUCUCGCAGCGGGUCUAUCAGGACGCAAGGACAAACUCGACUAUCAGGAUCCCACCCUCUCGUAGCCCAGGCCCAGUCCGAUCACCCACCGAUAUUUCCCUCGCUCCACUUGCGCAUAUUCCUUCUCAUGAAGACGUUGGUGAAGGGUCGAGUCAUGCUAACACCAUUGCUGACGAACAAACUCCCUUACUGAACACAAGCGAUUUUGAUCAGGUUCCGCCUCCGGAGUACACGAGCCCGGACGGCAGUCGAAGAGGUAGUGACAUUACAGGGGACCUGCCAAAUCAGGGCUCCCCGCCGAUACCGAGCUACGACGCCGCUGUGGGCGAUCAAGCUGACAAUGCCUCGAGGCCGGACGUCGAUCACUAA
Aspergillus pseudoviridinutans is the source of this 1521-nucleotide messenger RNA. Its product is annotated as rsp5p-dependent ubiquitination, sorting of cargo proteins at the multivesicular body. Gene Ontology annotation, molecular function: protein binding. Bases 1 to 1521 code for a protein of 506 amino acids. NCBI's taxonomy places the organism in Eukaryota, Fungi, Ascomycota, Eurotiomycetes, Eurotiales, Aspergillaceae. The record is from RefSeq and is a predicted model, not a curated record. The transcript has 3 exons.